Molecule: messenger RNA, 1352 nt
Organism: Aspergillus vadensis CBS 113365
Lineage: Eukaryota; Fungi; Ascomycota; Eurotiomycetes; Eurotiales; Aspergillaceae
Exons: 2
Coding region: 48-1352 (434 amino acids)
Source: RefSeq, a predicted model, not a curated record
CUGUGAUCACCACAUCAGCCUUUUGCGCCCUUACAAAGAAGCCCACCAUGACAGGAAUUUCCAACGCCCAGGAAGCCCAGCUACAUGAAGUCGCACAAUUGAUGCUGGAGAUUUACCAGACUCUUGCACAGAUGCGGUACCUUGAUCCUAAGGCGAUUCAAACUGGGCCCCACGACAUCUCCAAAAUGCGCCUGGUGUACGAGAAACAUGGGCUGGACCCGGCUAUCAUCUACCUCUAUAGCAUCCUCCCCUAUGUGGACUCACAAAUUACGAACACGGACUUUUUUGAUGGCGGUUCUUUCAUUGACUUUCGUGACGAGUCCUGCAUGGGAAACCACACAAGUGUUAUUAUAUAUGAUGCACGGAAGCACCGCAUCUGGAUCCCUGAUCCUGUGGACGAUUGCAGCUGCGACCCGGCGCUAUACGGUGUGCCGAAUGAAGCGCCCGAGAGCGAGAACGGGAAUAACUUUGAGCACAUUCCAAGCCGACCUGCGGGAGAUGUAUUGCGGGAUAUCGCCCGAUGGUAUCGCGAACUCGAGGUACUACCAGGUAGAGGCCAAGAUUGCGGCAUUGAGUGGGAAGCUGGAAGACUGGAUGUGAAAGGGCUGUAUCGGAUGCACGGAUGGCCGGACAACUUCAAUGGCGAUGCAUUCCAGGUGGAUCAACUAAGGGCUUCAGGUCUUGCCAGUGUCCGAAAGGACACAAACCAGAUAUUACCACAAUUAAAAAGGUGUAUGAUCUCAGUGACUGAGAACAGAAGCAGAAUCACAAGGUUGCGAAAGUCACUUGCUGCAGCGAAGAACAAAGACGAAAUGUGGGUGCUCCGGAUGGAGCUUUGGAAGGCAGCGAGGUCUAUUUGCAGAAAGAACAAAGAUCUCCGGGAGGAGGAGCGCAAAAUUCUCGCCCUGGAAUAUUCUCAGGUCAACAGAAAGCUUGAGUCGGAGCGAGACAGUGUGAUAAGAAGUAGGAAAUGGUUGGAAGAAGAAUCCAAGGACGCCGAUGCCGAUACUGUUAAGAGAGUACAAAAGCACCUUUACCGAGAUGAGCAGAGCGCAGCACUCUACGAAAAGGUCAAAGAGGCGAUCGAGGCAGACAAAGUCCAAUUUGGCAGCUUGGGCAACAAAACAGGGUUCGCCAAGGAGAAAGAGGCCUCUUUAUGGAAAGACGUGGCCCUGCAUUUUCAAGGGGAGCUCGAUGCGCUACGGAAGUGGGCUGCUCAAAUUCCCGCUGAUGCCGAGCACGCCAAACAGAAGGCUCACGAGCAAAUCCAAGACUAUGAAGAGUCGGUCGCGGCAGAGGAAGCUACUACAUGGCUGACCAAGCCGAGGUUAUUUGAAGCUUCUCGGCGUUGA